AUGUCGAGUUUCUCUAGAUCUGCCCAGCAAUGGGCAACUUUUGCCCGUUCCUGGUUUGUGAUUGAUGCCAGGAUGCAGCCUCCUGGAAAAAUAGCGUCUAUGUGUUCUAUUAGAUUACAGGGGAAACACAAACCUAUCUACCAUGCACUGAGUGACUGUGGGGACCAUGUGGUAGUAAUAAAUACAAAAGAAAUAGCUUUCUCUGGAAAUAAAUGGGAGCAGAAAGUCUAUUCAUCACACACAGGGUAUCCAGGUGGAUUCAAACAGGUCACAGCUGCGCAGCUCCACCAUAAGGACCCAAAAGCUAUUGUGAGGUUAGCAGUUUAUGGCAUGUUACCUAAGAAUCUUCACCGUCGCACCAUGAUGCAGCGAUUACACAUCUUUCCUGAUGACGUGCUCCCAGAAGACAUCAGAGCCAACCUGACAGAGGAGCUGCCUCAGCCCAGAGAAAUCCCCAGGAAACUCAACGAAUACACUCAGGAGGAGAUCGACGCUUUCCCCAGGCUGUGGACACCACCUGAUGAUUACAAGAUGAAAUGAAAUCCAGGUGGCUGUUCAGGACCUUAGCUGAAAAGUUCUUUUUUUUUUUUUUUUUUUUCAUCUUCACCACUGUACAUGCAAGUAUGGAUUUAUGAUUCUUGGCCAAGAAUUGAAAUCAGUAGCCAAGCAGGUUUCUAGGGUUUGCUAAGUGAUAUUUAAUCUGUAAAAACACAACUGAUUUUCUCUGAUCAGAUGAGCUGUGACAGGACACAAAUGUUGGAUUUUGUGAUUUUUCUCUUUAAACCAAGUUGAUAGCUCUGGGUGAGUUCACGAUAAUCUGAACUAAACUAAAGCAAUCAAUGCCAGCAUCAUCAACACAAACUGCAUCUCACUGGGAAUAUUUACAAGAUGCCUCUCUAUCAGCUGUAUUACCCCCUACACUACUGCAGCAGACUGCAUUAAACAGCAACAGCUUGAGGUUUCACUGUGUAGCACUUUCCUGAUCAGAGAAAAUCAAAUUAUGUUGGUUUUCCUCUGAUCAGACUACAGAACAGGCAGAUCUGGCCUGUUAGAUGGACGUCUGUCAGAGAGGAUCAACAGUAAAACCAGUAAUGUUACUAUGAACAGUUUGGUCAUUGAUUUGUUCACUUUGGUCAGGAAAAAGUCGGUGUGUAAGACCUUUGUGAUAAAACAUAAAUCCAGUUUUGAGCUGUAAAAUAGGCUAAUAAACAAUUUAAUGAAACUGUUCUCGACAAGUUUAUAGUCGUUGUAAAAUAUUGUUAAAGUCUGACCUUUUUUAUGCCAUUAAAGUUAACAAAUGACCUAAAA
Messenger RNA from Sphaeramia orbicularis (orbiculate cardinalfish), 1308 nucleotides. RefSeq names its product mitochondrial ribosomal protein L13 (gene mrpl13). The transcript is spliced from 7 exons. Gene Ontology annotation, biological process: translation; negative regulation of translation. Gene Ontology annotation, cellular component: ribosome; mitochondrial large ribosomal subunit. The record is from RefSeq and is a predicted model, not a curated record. Gene Ontology annotation, molecular function: mRNA binding; structural constituent of ribosome. Bases 1 to 540 code for a protein of 179 amino acids. Lineage: Eukaryota; Metazoa; Chordata; Actinopteri; Kurtiformes; Apogonidae.